Messenger RNA from Penicillium maclennaniae, 1692 nucleotides. Its product is annotated as transcription factor domain-containing protein. The transcript is spliced from 6 exons. Bases 1 to 1692 code for a protein of 563 amino acids. The record is from RefSeq and is a predicted model, not a curated record. Gene Ontology annotation, biological process: regulation of DNA-templated transcription; DNA-templated transcription. Gene Ontology annotation, molecular function: DNA-binding transcription factor activity, RNA polymerase II-specific; transcription cis-regulatory region binding; zinc ion binding. Gene Ontology annotation, cellular component: nucleus. NCBI's taxonomy places the organism in Eukaryota, Fungi, Ascomycota, Eurotiomycetes, Eurotiales, Aspergillaceae.
AUGCAGAGGAGCCCCGAAUCUGGCGAGAUGGAGAAGACUCCGCCCGUCACGGGCAAGCGCCGAGGUGGUAGCCGAAAGGCCUGCAACGAGUGUAAGCAGCAGAAGGUGAGCCACAUACGCAAUGCGGAGAUGGAGAAAGAGAUCCAAGAUCUCCGCCGACGCUUAGCAUUUGAUCAUGAGCAAGAAGAAGCAGCCGAGUCUCAUGUCGGUGAUGAUCAUUCACAAUGCUCGGAGGUGGCUUUCAAGAGGCGCGACUCGGCUCCGACUGAGCGUUCACGGCCGGUAUCAGUGCCCCUUGAGCAGCACGCAUCCAUUGCAACUCCAAUUACCAUGCAAAGAGAUGGAUCCAUUCUAUCUCAGGAGGAGAAUACUCCAUGGAGAUUAGAAGACAUCGCUCUUUCGCGAGCUCGUGUCGCUAGGCUGUUUGAACAUCGACUUCUUUGGUCCACGAUCACCAGCGUUCCGCAGGACUACCGAGUUGUCAAGGCGCUCUGUGUAUUGUGCACAUGGCCCCUUCCAACAACGAGUCAACGGACAGACGCGACUUUCAUGCUCAGCGGUCUCAUGAUGCAAAUCGCCAUGCAGCUAGGACUUCACCGCCCAGUCCAAGCGGAGGAGUUCACUACCUUUCAGAUGGAAGUCCAGGGAGAGGCGCUCAAGGAUCGUUUGCACACUUGGGUAAUUUGCAAUAUUGUCGCGCAAAACGUUGCCACUGGAUAUGGCCAGCCCCCUAGCACAAUAUAUGACUGGGCUCUUGAGCCUCCUUCCUUGAAAGAUGCCGAUUACCGACUUCCCGAGGAUCUGACCAUUAGGCUGCGCAUCGAGAAGUUCUGUGACCGUGUCACCAAGGCCCUGUAUAGCAGCAAGCCCGAGCCGGGAGAAUUCAUUAGCGCGGAAAAGCAUGUGAUUGUACAGAUCCUCGAGACGGAGCUACGAGAAAUGGAAGUUGAGUUUGGUCGCAGCAUCUCUGCGAUUAACAUGAUCCAUCUUCGCGCUGCAGAGCUGCACUUCCGAUACUUUGUGUUCCUGGGCUCCAAUGCACGGAGCGAUGAUCUUACAAAGCUCUUUAUUGCAACAACCUCAUUCUUAGGGCGAGUGCUGGAUCUUGAAACGUCCCCUGGGGAACUGAUCGGUCAUUCCACCAAUUACAUUCUUCAGAUGAUCGUCUCUGCAGCAUUUGCUCUCAUGAAGUUAUUGAAAAGUAGCUUCAGCAGACACAUUGACUUCAACCACGGCAAGCUCCUGUUCAAUGGUGCUAUCUCAGCCAUUCGCAGGAUCAGUGUCAUGGAUCACGAUCGUCCAAUCCGUCUGGCUGAUAUUCUUGCCCAAAUGUGGAAUGCGACAGGCCCGGAGCCCGCUGGAGAGGAUGGUCUCCAACUCAAGGUUCGUUGCCGUAUGAGCAUGAGUCACGUCUACGACACCGUCUGGCGUUGGCGACAACGUUUCAGACCGGUCAAAAGCAUCCAAGAAAUGCAAGCCGCAGUCGCUGCGGCGAAUCAACAUAUUUCGACAACAGGACCCUUGGGCCGACAGCAGGAGAACUCCCUGGAGGAUCCGUCAUUGAUGAUGCCCAGUCAGUUCGACGAGAGCGGCGCAUUCUUUAGUGAAGCUGGUUUCUCUGAAGUUUUCGACUCCCUGAAUUGGGUUUUCGAAGGAAUUCCCGACUCUUUCGUCGCUCCUCCAGUCCUUUGA